Messenger RNA from Poeciliopsis prolifica (blackstripe livebearer), 6392 nucleotides. It is a transcript of the gene pde1cb, whose product is annotated as phosphodiesterase 1C, calmodulin-dependent b. Gene Ontology annotation, biological process: signal transduction. Lineage: Eukaryota; Metazoa; Chordata; Actinopteri; Cyprinodontiformes; Poeciliidae. The transcript is spliced from 17 exons. Gene Ontology annotation, molecular function: 3',5'-cyclic-nucleotide phosphodiesterase activity. The record is from RefSeq and is a predicted model, not a curated record. Bases 569 to 2455 code for a protein of 628 amino acids.
CUGGGUGAAACCGAACAUGGGUUCUCGUUAUUGGUCUGGCUCCUCCCUCUCUUAGACUCGAACUGUUUUUCCUCCCUCCCACUUAUGAGGAGAGCUCGGCAGUGUGCGUUAAUCCCGGAUUGCACUGCCCUGCCGUCUGCAUCCCGUUGUUGCUGGGAGAGCAUGGCACGGCUCCAGGACCCCUGUGCUCACACCAGAGAGGACUGAACGUAAAACAGAGAGAGACAGGGAGAGAGAGUUAAAAAAAAAAAGAGCUGCAGUUGGGCUGUUUUACGACUGUCACAGCUGGUUGAGCGCUGUGCUGCACUCAGAGUUGUUGAGUUUUGGGCACAUACUCUCAUACUAAAGGAGAGGAAAAGGAGAAGAAUGGCAGGCAGUUUGUUGCAGUGCUGGGUGAAUAUUUAAAACAAGGGAGCCUUGGUGACCUUCUGGCUUUCACAACACUUACUGCCUUCUUCUACGCAUUGCAUCUGCCUUGCUCCUCAUUUUGUGAAGGGAUUUAACUUUUUGUUUUUGUAAUUUUUUUUAACUUCAUCUCUUGCUGUCUCAUCUGGAACUCUUGUCUGACAUGGAGUCCCCCACCAAAGAGAUCGAGGAGUUUGAAAGUACUGCUCUGAAGUACCUACAGCCGGAACAAAUAGAGAAGAUUUGGCUCAGGCUCCGUGGACUGCGCAAAUACAAGAAGACGUCCCAGAGAUUACGAUGUCUGGUGAAGCAACUGGAGAGAGGAGAAGCUUCCCUGGCUGACCUCAAGAAAAACCUGGAGUAUGCAGCAUCGGUGCUCGAAUCGGUUUACAUUGAGGAGACAAGGCGAUUGGUGGACACAGAAGAUGAGCUCAGUGACAUCCAAUCAGAGUCUGUGCCUUCGGAGGUGCGAGACUGGCUGGCCUCCACCUUCACCAGGCAGAUGGGCCUAAUGCUCCGGCGGAAUGAAGAAAAGCCCCGUUUCCGGAGCAUCGUCCAUGCCGUGCAGGCUGGAAUUUUUGUCGAGAGGAUGUACCGACGCACCUCCAAUAUGGUGGGACUCAGCUACCCUGCAUCUGUCAUAUCUGUUCUUAAGAAUGUUGACAAAUGGUCGUUUGAUGUGUUUGCCCUAAAUGAGGCCAGCGGGGAUCACGCUCUUAAAUUUAUAUUCUAUGAGUUGCUCACAAGAUAUGAUCUCAUAAGCCGCUUCAAGAUUCCGAUCUCUGCGGUGGUGUCAUUCGUGGAAGCCCUGGAAGUGGGAUAUAGCAAACAUAAAAAUCCCUACCACAACCUGAUCCAUGCUGCUGAUGUAACCCAGACUGUACACUACCUGCUUCUCAAGACUGGCAUGGUGCAUUGGUUGACUGAACUAGAGAUCUUCGCCAUGAUCUUUGCGGCUGCGGUGCACGACUAUGAGCACACAGGGACCACAAACAACUUCCAUAUCCAGACAAGGUCAGACACAGCCAUCCUCUACAACGAUCGCUCAGUGCUGGAGAGUCAUCACGUCAGUGCAGCCUAUCGCCUACUGCAGGACGACGAUGAAAUGAACAUCCUCUACAACCUCUCCAAGGAUGACUGGAGAGAGCUGCGUGCUUUGGUGAUCGAGAUGGUGCUGGCUACUGAUAUGUCCUGUCACUUCCAGCAGGUUAAAGCCAUGAAGAACUAUCUGCAGCAACCUGAAGGCAUCGACAAGCCCAAGGCUCUCUCCCUACUUCUCCACACAGCCGACAUCAGUCAUCCAGCCAAAAGUUGGGACCUGCACCACCGAUGGACCACUUCUUUGCUUGAGGAGUUCUUCAGACAGGGGGACAAAGAAGCCGAACUGGGCCUGCCGUUCUCUCCACUGUGUGACAGAAAGUCGACAUUGGUUGCACAGUCUCAGAUUGGAUUCAUAGACUUCAUCGUGGUUCCCACCUUCACUGUGCUGACUGACAUGAUGGAGCGCAUUGUCACUCCACUCAUUGACGAGGCCUCCCACUCUGGUCUUUCUACCUUUAGACGCUCAAGUCUGAACAGUAUUAGCUCAGAUGAAACCAAGAGGCACAGUGUGAAGAGCAUGGGAUCUGACAGCAGCUCCUCUGGCCAAAGCUCCCUUCUGACGGUGGACAUUAAAAACUUCAAGGCCUUGUGGAAUGAGGAAGUUUAUCAGAACAGGGAAAGAUGGAAAGCCCAGGCUACCAAAGAAGCGGAAGAGAGAGCUAAAAAGGAAGCAGAAGAACGGGCUCAGCAGGAGGAGGCUAUGGAACCGCAGGAAGUCCAGACAGAGCCUGAACAGAAGGAGAACAAGUCAGACGGCAAGGUGCUAGACUCAGCAGAGGUCAGCAGAUCACCAGAUGGAAACACAGAGGAAGCAAAGCAGGCGAACCCCCCUGGGAACACGUCGCACCAGAGUCCCCUGCUGCAGAACGGUGAGUUGUCAGAGGGGGGUGAUUCUCCUGAUGGUGAAGAAAACAAGAACAAAGGAAUGAGUGAGGCAGUGAUGGAAUGACAGAGCAGAGGAGCAUCAUGGCUACACUGAUUCUCCCCUGUUGCUGUUUAAAGGUUGAAGUCGGACUCUGCUGCCCUCUACAGACGACUGAAAAACUGACACCUUUGCUUCCUUUUUUGUUCAUGUGUUUGCAUUUCAACAGCUUGUAUCACAUGUAUCAUGUUUUCACCAUUUAUAAACAGUCAGGUGCAUUAUUCCUUCUUUCCUGCUUUUUUUUUUAAAUAAAAAAUUGUGAAGAGGUUUAUUUCCAUCUAGUGGCUAUAAGAGUGUCACCACUGGAAAACUAGUUUGUUUUUGUGGUAGUUUGGGCAGCGUUCUUUUAUUUACCUUUUUAAUGCAUUUUUUUUUUUUAUUCAACUCUUGUAGCUGUUUUAAAAGUCCCACUUCCACAUUCUGGAUACAUCUAUAUUAGAUUGAUUUGUUGGGAGAUGGGAGUUAAGAGAUUUGUUGCGACUUACUACCAUAUAUGCAGAAUAGAUGCAUAUCUAUAGGGAAUUCUACAAUGCCUAUACUGCAUGUAGAUUAUAUGUCUGUACAGUAAUUUGAGAUUCUUGCCACAGGUCUUCAGCACUACUGUUUUAUUACCAAGUACUCCUUAAAUAAAUUUAGACUAGCUUAGAAAACAAUUUUCCUUAUAGUGCUCCUUAUGGUUGCUAAAGCCACAAAAAGAAAAUAUUUUGUGUGUUUACUUUCUUUAACUUUUUUGCAAUUUAAAUGCAUUUGUAUUCCUUACAGCCAGGUAUAAAUGGUUUUAUUUUUUUCUGUGUUUUUCUUUUCUGUAUAUAUUAAAUGUUUAUUAAUGGUUGAAUAUGGAACAUCAAUCCAUCAGCCAUCCAGUGAGGGAAAUAUUUUUGAGAUAAAAUGUAAGAUAUUUGUGGAAAAAAAAAAGUCCAAAAAUUAGAGACCAGCCUUUUGCAAUUUCAACAUAUCACAUGUGCAGAUGCAUUCAAGUUCUUUUUUUUUUUUUUUUUUGUAAAUACAAUGUUUUUGUUCAUCUAUUUGAAAAUAUAUUUGUUUUGCAUUAAUUUCCUGUACAAUUUAUGCACUAUUUGUGUCUAAUAUUGUCACAUUGUGUGUUUACUUGAUGCCUUCUGAUGUGUUUUGAAGCAGUAGCAAGAGCUCAACAUUGUUGCUAAAACUUUUUCAGUGUUCAUUUUUGCUUUUAUUCUGCAGAGCAGUUUUGUCAAAGCAGCUUCCCCUUCUCGGUCGCUGGUGUGACAUUCAAUCAGUGUGUUUACAGUGUGCCCAUACGCCACUUAGGCUGCCGAAACUUUCACGCUUCUGCCACGCAUCUGAGGCUGCAAAUCCAAAGCAUAUCUGCUUCUCUUUGCCAGGAUUUCAAGGCCUGUAAUAUUGUAUAUAAAAGAUGUACUUAUUGCACACUUUGCAUAUGUACCAUACUGGACAUGUGGGUCAGUUUUCACUUUAUGCAGUGCCUAGCGAAGAUAUUUAUGAUUUGUAUCAGGUUUCCACUUUAUGUCGUGUUGGAACCACAAACUUUUAUUUGUUUCAUUUGGAUUUUUUUUGCGACAGAGUAAUGCAUCGCUGUAAAGAAAACAGUUUUUCAACAUUUUCUUCGUAUAUUUGUAUCUGAAAACUGGGCACAUAAAUCCUGCCCUGAAUCGCUAUUUUCUACAGCCACCAAUACAGCAACUCACUAAGAGUAAAUCAAGAGCAUUUUCCUUGUGUUUAGCUUUAACUCAUGUUCUCAUCACCUCUGAUUAGCUUCCCAUUGGCUCCUAAACAGAAGUCACCUCAAAGCAUGAUGCUGCCCUCUCCUUUUGCCAUGCUGCCAAUUUUUAUCAUGCCAAUUUUUACCAUGCUGUGUUCAUAAUAAAAAUUGCAUGUGGGCCAAAAUCUUUUGUUUAUUUUCUUCACCUUUUUUCCCAACGUGUUUUAGGCAAAGUAAAACUGCAGUUGCUAUGACUUUCUUUAUGAUGAUGGAUUCUGUAAAUGCUCUGUGAGAUGUUACAAGCUUGCAAUAUUCUUUUAUAUCCCAGCCCUGCUUUAAAUUGAGACGCUCAUAGAAGAGCUGGAUUUGUACUGAAAAUAAAGUGCAAAUAUGGACUGACUCUAAUUAGGCCAAUUUCUGAAGCCAGUUGUUUGCACUGGGGCUUUCAGUCAUUUUCUUCCCACUUCAAAAAUAAUGCUCUAUAUCAUAUAAAAUUCCUUUAUAAUAAAUUAUAGUUUGUGGUUGUAACACAACAAAAUGUGAAAAAGUUUAUGUUGGUACCUUUGUAAUGCACUGUGCGCAUUAAUUUGCAGAAAAGAAAAGACACAUCUGGGCAGUAUUUGCUAAGUGAUGGACGUUAUUUUCCUUAAACCUCAAAAAAGACUUUCUAUGAAAUUAACCACAUUUACUGUGUGAAGUUUAAGCUUUAGAAGGUACCUGUAUAUAUUGCACCACAUAGUUAUAUCCAAACAUUUUAGAGGCUUGAACAUUUAAAGAAAUUGUGAAAACAUAUAUAUGAAGUGAGGGAAAGAUUGUUUUUGUAUCUAUGUUGUUUUUUAUAACCAGCUUCUGAUGGGUUACAGCAGUUUCUCAUGCACUGAAACCAUAUGCUACUUUCCAUCGAAAAGAUGCAGUCAGUGGUUAGCAAGCCAGCUGGCUGAAUGUGUGCCUAUAUCUGUUCUUUCCAUGUCACACGUAACACCUUUAAACGUGUUCAGUGAUGUCGUUAAAACCUGCGCUGAUCCUGGUGCAGCUGAACCGCGAGUCGAGUUCUUACAAUUUUUCACACUUAGGAUUCAGCUGAGACUAUCUUGUUUUUAAAGAUUAAUGUUGCAGAAUAUAGUAUUUUUAAAGCUAGAUAUUGCGCUAUAUUUUGCUCACUUUCAUUCAGAGAAGUCUAUUUUACAGCUAGGCAGUGUGGCGUAAUGUCCGUUUUUCAGUUUUAUUCUGCUGUUUGCGCCUUUUUAUCAGUCCUCUUGUUUUAUCUUUUGUCUCCCCUGUGUGUUUGUCUACCUUGUUUUUCUUCACCAGCGCUGAAGUCAGAAAAAAAAUAAACUGUCAAUGUAACGUGCAACAAUCUUUAAAUAUUAAAAAUAAAAACAUAAUUGUAAUAGGCUGCCUGACGCUUGGCAAAGCAGAAUAUAUUUUCUGGACCAAGAGACCAACACAUGUACAGACUUGUAGUUUUUGCUCUACGUUCUUCUAGCUACUGUGAUAGCCUAUAAUAUAUAAACAUUUAACAGGACACUAUACCAUCCACCAUAGGAACAUAGCUGUAUUGCUGAGCUGUAAAGACUUCUUAAUAUGGUGUUUUGUUCUGGUUACAAUCAAACCGUCUGUUUAAUGCUUUGUUUCCCUGUUUUAUCUCUCUGUAAUGACUGAUCUCAGCAACCAGUGAUCUAAUGACUGAGAAUAGAUGGAUGUAACGCAUUGGUGCGUACGCAUGUGUAUGCGUGUGUGUGUGUGUGUGUGUGUGUGUGCGUGUGUGUGUGUGUGUGUGUGCUGCACAAAUACUUAACGUGCAUUUCUGAUCUCCUCACUGUGACCUGCUCUGUCAAUGAGUGUGAUUAGAUGAGUGGCUGUGAGAGAAAGAGGAUUAAACAAAGAGAUGCAGUGGACUGUGUAAAUCUGGCAAAACAACCCAUUUAAGAUACAACAGUGAUGUGUUUUAAAUAACCCAAUUGGCUGACAACGUUGAUUUGUUUUGGUUCAUAAAACUGUAGCAACACAAUAUUCAUUACUCAAGAUCCCAGCUGGAACAUGCUAGGGUACAGAAGUUUAUGAAUUGUUUUAAAAGCUGGUAAUAAUUGUCCUCUGCCUCUCUCGAGUGGACAGAAUGACCAGGAGCGUGUGUGCGUGCGCGUGUGUGAGUGUGAGCGCACAUGCAUGUGUGUGUCACUGUCCCAUGCUGGCCAGGCGGCCAUGUGUGCCACCAUGCUCUGUGACUGCACAGCCGUAUCAAUAAAUCUGAACUCAAAGGGCUCA